GUUGGCCUCAUUGGUAUGAAUGCCAAGCUCAUGUGCCAGUACAUCGAGUUUGUCACAGACCGUUUGUUGGUGUCGCUAGGCAUUGAUGAGGUGCGCAAUGACACAAAUCCAUUCGACUUCAUGGACAUGAUCUCACUACAGGGGAAGACCAACUUCCUCGAACAACGUGUGUUGGAUUACUCGAAGGCGAACGUCAACCACACGAAU
This is a messenger RNA of Suillus discolor, 207 nucleotides long. RefSeq names its product ferritin-like superfamily. The annotation marks the transcript as partial. Gene Ontology annotation, molecular function: oxidoreductase activity. The transcript has a single exon. Gene Ontology annotation, biological process: deoxyribonucleotide biosynthetic process. The record is from RefSeq and is a predicted model, not a curated record. NCBI's taxonomy places the organism in Eukaryota, Fungi, Basidiomycota, Agaricomycetes, Boletales, Suillaceae.